Molecule: messenger RNA, 1460 nt
Organism: Culex quinquefasciatus (southern house mosquito)
Lineage: Eukaryota; Metazoa; Arthropoda; Insecta; Diptera; Culicidae
Exons: 1
Coding region: 196-1176 (326 amino acids)
Biological process (GO): regulation of transcription by RNA polymerase II
Cellular component (GO): transcription regulator complex; nucleus
Molecular function (GO): DNA binding
Source: RefSeq, a predicted model, not a curated record
CGCAUAAAAUUAAAAUUCGUGACGUUUUAGUUGUUUGUAAAGUGUUUGUGAUUGCUUGCUGGAAAAAUUGAGGGAAAAAUAUUUUGGAAAUUUCUGGUGCGGAAAAAGGUUUCCCCCAAAACGGAGGACCGAAGUCUUGCAACCCUUUGAUCAUCACGCACGCACAACUGACCGCCGCUUCGAGCUAAAAAAAACAUGGGUCCAACCAAGCUAACUCCGGAGGACCAGCAGUUCAACAUUGCGUUUGUGUCCGCCGUCAAGAAACAUCCGUGUCUGUUCGACAGCAACAGCACCGAGUACAAACAGGCCCAAGUGCAGGACAACGCCUGGCAGGAGGUUUCGGCCACGAUGGCCGAGAGUGUAGAUUUGUGCAAGAAGCGCUGGCGUAACCUGCGCUGUUGCAUGACCCGGUACCUGAAGUCGGUGCGGGACAACGCGGACAGCGGUUCCAACGUGCGCCGGAAGCCGUACUACCUGUACAACCACAUGCAGUUUGUGGUGCCGUACCUGAAGAUGAAGGACGGCGAGGGUUCGAUGUGUGAGGCGGAAGAAACGGCCUGGAUCAAGGGCAGUGGCAGCGGCCGGGAGCUGAUGAAGGCGGACGAUGACGACGAGGAGGAUGAUGGGCAGGAGAUUGAGACGAUCGACGUGCAGGAGGAAGAUCACCAGCAAAUUAAGCAAAGCAUCAUUCAAUCGAUCAAGAUUCUUCCCAUGGCCGAGCAGCAGAAUCAGGAAACGACAACCACAACGUACGAAAUCAUUGAGGCCACUCCGUCCAAGCAGCCACGCAUCGAGACGGUCCACCAGAUUGCCGUUUCCGCCCCGUCGACAACAAACUCCAUGAAGAAAGACCCGCUCUCGCCGGUCAAGCACUACACGUACACCACGCUCAGCGCGACUCCGGCCAACACCACCACGCUGUACGCGGCCACGCCACUCUCGAGCGGAGGCGGCCAACCCCAGUCGCAGCCGGUUUCGGCCUCGUCGAGUGCGACACUCCGGCAGCACGCGUCACCCCUCCAACAGCAGCAGUUUACGUCGAACGCGGCGGCCGACGCGGACAACAACUUCUUCAAAAGUCUCAUCCCCGAUAUUCAGUCGAUGAAUAUGGACCAGAAGCGCAAGCUCAAGAUCGGCAUUUUGCGGCUGAUUGACGAGAUUCUGAGCACGACAUAGAGAGGGGAGACGAUGCCGCUGGAUCGUAUUACGAAUAUACAAAAAACGUUUUUUUUUUGUUUGCUAAUUUUUUGGCAGUGCAUUGAGCGAAAUGCACAAUUUCAAUUUUAACACCUGAAACUAAAUUGUACUUUUGUUCAGCUUACUUUCGUUAGGGUCACAAAAAGUAGAGUAGAGUAAGGUUCUUUUCAUUUUCUUUUUUUUUUUUUCCUGCAUAGAUGUAUCGACUAAAGUUUUCUCAUUUUAACAAAUCGAUGGUAAAUAAAUCUUUGUCUACAAAGUUA